GCUUAUUUGCACUCGGAAUCUGAAUGUGUGUCGCCCAUCGUGAGGCUGGAAGGUUGAUUCAAGCUCGAGAGAUAAAAACACGUAUCCGAAUUAUACUGCAUUAAGAUGGCAACGCUUGACAGACUUGUUUGUGUAAAAGACUUUGAAGAAAAAGCAACUGGAAUACUAGCGAAGCAUCCGUUGGAUUAUUAUAAAUCAGGCGCCGGACACGAAAACUCUCUUCGAGAUGCAAGAGAUGCGUAUAUGAGGGUGAAACUGAAGCCGAGGGUUCUGCGAGACGUAUCGAAUUGCUGCUUGACCAGCACCGUCCUAGGCAAGCCAACACCUUUGCCCUUCGGAGUGGCACCGACUGCCCUUCAGAGAAUGGCACACCCCGAUGGUGAAAUCGCAAACGCCCGAGCUGCUGAAAAGCUAGGUUCGAUUUUCGUGCUGAGCACUCUGAGCACCACAGCCCUCGAAGACGUGGCGGCUGCGGCGCCGAAAGCGCGCAAGUGGUUCCAGCUCUACAUUUACAAGGACAGAGAGGUCACCAGGCAGUUGGUCAAGAGAGCAGAAAACGCUGGCUUCGAGGCACUCGUCCUCACGGUGGACGCGCCGAUUUUUGGAAUUAGAUACGCUGACACGAGAAAUAAAUUUUCCCUGCCGCCGCAUUUUGAAGUUGCCAACUUCAAAGGAAUAACCAGGAGUGACAUGACCUCCAGCGGCGAAGGGUCGGGCGUAAAUGAAUAUGUGGCGAGCUUGCUGGAUAGAAGUCUUUCUUGGAAAGAUGUUGCCUGGUUGAAAUCGAUUACACCGUUGCCCGUCAUUCUGAAGGGAAUUUUGACAGUCGAAGAUGCUCUAUUGGCGGUGGAGCAUGGAGCGGCAGGAAUAGUCGUCUCCAGUCAUGGCGCAAGGCAAAUUGAUACAGUUCCAGCUCCAUUGGAUGUUCUUCCCGCUAUCGUUGAAAAUCUAAAAGGCACAAAUUGCGAGGUUUACAUUGACGGCGGAGUGUCGACGGGAACUGAUAUUUUCAAGGCGAUUGCAAUAGGUGCAAAAAUGGUGUUUGUCGGGAGACCAGCGAUUUGGGGUUUGGCGUGUGGCGGGCAAGAAGGCGUGGAAAAAGUACUGCACAUCUUGAAAAAGGAGUUGGAAGUGACCAUGGCGCUUUCUGGGACCACUUCAAUAGCCGCUGUCACUAGAGAAUACGUUCUCAUACCGCCUGUCUGGAUGAGCAGCAAAAUGUGAUAAUUUCAUUUGAGAGAGCUAAUUACGUCUCAUUGACUAAUAUGUUAUCGUAAUUUUCCCAAACAGAUUUCGUCCUCGUUAAAUCUACUCUAUUUAUUUCUUCUCUCGCAACAAGUUUUAUUAUAUAUAAUCUAUUGUAUUUAGCCCUUGCAAUGUUGAAAUUAUGCAACUCUAGUGAUUUAUUUUUGAUAAAAAAGUGUCUUAAAAAUUUCAAUCAAUUUUUUCUUUAAAUAAAAUUUACACAAU
This is a messenger RNA of Neocloeon triangulifer, 1470 nucleotides long. RefSeq lists its product as uncharacterized. Gene Ontology annotation, molecular function: FMN binding; oxidoreductase activity. The transcript has 6 exons. Lineage: Eukaryota; Metazoa; Arthropoda; Insecta; Ephemeroptera; Baetidae. The coding region runs from base 106 to 1224 and encodes 372 amino acids. The record is from RefSeq and is a predicted model, not a curated record.